Molecule: messenger RNA, 1512 nt
Organism: Symbiodinium necroappetens
Lineage: Eukaryota; Dinophyceae; Suessiales; Symbiodiniaceae
Source: the annotation of a GenBank genome assembly
AUGGCAGCGUCCGCCGAAGAGCUGCAAGCCGAGAUCGAAGCCACCCGGCGACGGGUGGAAGCAGAGAGGGCCAGGCGCCAGGAGCUCAUUGCCGAGACCAGCCAGGCAGCAGAACGGAACAGGCUGCGCAGACAGCUGGAGGAGAUGAAAACUUGCUUGGCAGAGGAACAGCUAGAAAAUGCGUACGAAGCUGAGCGUCGACGGUCACUUGAUGAGGACCGGACCUGGUGGCAGCAUGCCUCCGAUGCUGCAGGUUCCAUUCUCAGCAAGCAACCUGUGAUGCGAGCAAGUGGUGGCAACAGCAUCAAUUGCGCAGAAACGGUCGCCACAGGUGAGUAUGUCUGGAAAAUCGAAGGCUUCUCCUGGUUGAAGUGCAUGCUGAUGCAGGAAGAGGAGGACUAUGUUGUAGCCUCUAUGCCAUUCCAAGUCGGCAACGAAACGUUCUUUUUCUCCUACAGCCCGUGGGGAGACUAUCUGUGCGAUCAGCAUCAUGGGUCUCUCGCAAUCCUGCCUGACACGAAGGAGUGUGUUGCGAUUCGGUAUCGCAUCUCCGUCAAGGCUUGGAAUGGUGAGUUUGUACAGUGGGGCGACAAGUGCGACGUCGUCCACCGCGGCGACAGGAACAGGUCGGGUGCAUAUGGCCCGGAUGUGCAUUGGCCAGAUCAUCCUCCUGCUUUUCUGGGAAUCUUCGGCCUAAGCCAUGAAGAGCUGCUGCAGUCCGAGUGGGUGGAGAACGACACUCUCACGGUGAAGUUCGAGCUCGAAGUCCGUCCUUAUGAAUACGCAAGCUCACGGCCCUUGAGCCUUACCGCGGAGGUUCCUGCUCCAACUAUGAGUGAAGACACGCACGCGCUGCUGGAGGAAGGCAACUGCAGCGAUCUGCAAUUCAUGGUGCAGAACGAGGUGAUCCAUGCUCACUCGCAGGUUCUCUGUGCACGAUCCGAGGUAUUCAGCAAACAGCUGACGGCGGGCAUGCAGGAGAGCGUUUCCAAAGUCGUCGUGAUCGAGGACUGCGAUGCUGCCACCUUCAAGGCCUUUUUGCACUUCCUUUACACCGACCAACUGCCGGACGCACAGGAGCUCCUUCUGAAGGGCGCCUCAAGUGCAAACGAGACAGAGAGUGGCAGCCCUCAGUUGUCGCGAAUUCAGGCGCUUCUGGCCGUGAGCCACAAGUAUCAAGUGAAGCGUCUUCAGCUCUGGUGUGAAGCGAGGCUUUCAGAACAAAUCGUCAAGUCACAGGUUUGCGGCAUCCUUUGUCAGGCCCAUCUCCUACAGGCGAGGCAGCUGGAAAUGGCGUGCCUCUCAUUCAUCAGACACCACAUGAGCCAAGUACUCAUGAUGCCUUCCUAUGCUGAGCUGAUCAGGAAGUGGCCCCAAGUCGCCCUCAAGGUCAGCCUCUUCUCGGCAGGCGUGUCGGAAACCGAGACGCUGGCUGCCAUAGAUGCUUUCGAAAAGCCGCAAGAGCUACAAUGGGAAGAGCCGACCGAUUCGGGAGAGUUCCUGUACCAGUAG